Messenger RNA from Lactuca saligna, 576 nucleotides. The record is from the annotation of a GenBank genome assembly. Lineage: Eukaryota; Viridiplantae; Streptophyta; Magnoliopsida; Asterales; Asteraceae.
AUGGCGUCUACGACCACCGUCCUCCUCCUGUUGUCGAUCAUCGUCGGUCUCGUUGCUUUCUCCGCCACCGCCAGGCCUUGCAAGACGAUCUUCUUCAUCACAUCCACUUCCUCCUCCUACUACCCAGCCGACUCUAAUCACCCUGGAAACCCUAAUUUCCCCCACCAAAACCCCACUAACUCCCCUCGUUUGACCUUCUUCAUCACCGAAAUCCACGAAUUCCACCGCAGUAGGUCCUUCCCCCGUCCGAUCUUCCCCGACCGAGCAGUGGAAGAUGUCGUCUCUUCAAAACCCUCUUCUUCUUCCUCGUUUCGCGAUCGCACCCUGGAUAUCAUCAGUAUUGUCGGUGCGCUACUCGUCGGUGUAGGCUGCGGGGCUCUCACCGCCGCAACCAUGUACUUAAUCUGGUCCGUAUGUUCUAGCAGACGCUUGGAUUUCGGCUCCGAUUCCGAUGAGGAAGAGUACGACGUCGACGAUGAGGAUGACGUCACCCAUAACAAGAACGGUUACGCCCCUAUCCCUGCCGCCACCAAGCCCGUGCCUCCUUCUGCCGAUGAAGUCGAUGCAAUGAAAUAG